Messenger RNA from Suillus subalutaceus, 444 nucleotides. RefSeq lists its product as uncharacterized. Lineage: Eukaryota; Fungi; Basidiomycota; Agaricomycetes; Boletales; Suillaceae. The coding region runs from base 88 to 444 and encodes 118 amino acids. The transcript is spliced from 4 exons. Gene Ontology annotation, molecular function: oxidoreductase activity. The record is from RefSeq and is a predicted model, not a curated record.
UUUGGUCAUUCUUUGGCUGGCCCCGUAGGUCAAAGUGACCUUUAGACUCUACCCAUACCAUACUGUAUGUCGUACAAUGUAUUCGAAAUGUUCAACGGUACGGUACGGGUCACUGUACGGUCAUACGACCGGCUAUACGGUCAAACGGGAGAUGAAACAACGUCAAAUUCUCCUCCGACUGCAUCGUUCAUCGCUCGUGUUCAUAGGCUCCUCCUGCCAACAGAAGCUCCUUCCCUCCUUCGCAUACGCUUCCAAAUCAUAAACAUAUGGCGUCCUAUAUCACAUGCAGCUGUAAAUUGGCAGAUUGCACUAUGCAACUCCCGCAGUGUCGAUUUCGAGAAAGACUCGGUGCCUGUCGCUCUUAUAUACGCUGACUUUGACCCCUCAUACUGGUUUCCAAGACCCGAACACUCUAGAGGGAACACCGCUUCGGAAAUCCAUUAA